Molecule: messenger RNA, 2750 nt
Organism: Nerophis lumbriciformis (worm pipefish)
Lineage: Eukaryota; Metazoa; Chordata; Actinopteri; Syngnathiformes; Syngnathidae
Biological process (GO): regulation of gene expression
Cellular component (GO): nucleus
Source: RefSeq, a predicted model, not a curated record
AGCUUGCUAGUUAGCUUAGCUUGUUAGCUGCUAACAAAGAGAGAUGAAAACACAUCGCUAAGCAGAGAUCAAGUGUGAGUGUAAAGUGUUGUGAUUGUGUGAAAAUGUGCGAAAGAACCAUAGCAGAGUACGAGGAGGAACUUUGUCCAACAAAAGAGGAGAAGGAGCGACAACAUGAAAAACAUCAAGUUGUGUUACACACAACAGACAUCCAUCAGCUGAUUGGACACCAAGAAGAAUGUCUCCCUCAUCUGCAGGGGGACAGAUUCACUUCAGAAGAUCCACAGCCCUCACAUUUUAAAGGGCACGAUGGGGAUUCACAGCCCCCCUAUUUUAAAGAGGAAGAGGAGGGAGAGUGUGUUGUAGGGCAGGAGGAGGAUGAUGUCAGCAAGUUUCCACUGACUGUUGUCUCUGUGAAGACUGAAGAGCAUGAAGACAAAGCACCUGAGUCCUCACAGCUUCAUCACAGUCCAAACGUUCAACAGCCCCUUCACAUUAAAAAGGAAGAGGAUGAUCCACAGCCCACCCACAUUAAAGAGGAAGCGGAGGAUCCACACAUGAAAGAGGAAGAGGAGGGAGAGUGUGUUGUAGGGCAGGAGGAGGAUGAUGUCAGCAAGUUUCCACUGACUGUUGUCUCUGUGAAGACUGAAGAGCAUGAAGACAAAGCACCUGAGUCCUCACAGCUUCAUCACAGUCCAAACGUCCAGCGGGUGUCAGCGGGGAGUCAUGAAGAGGAGUGGCACACCAGUGUGGGACAGAAGGAGCUACAGGCCCCCUCCCACAUUAAAGAGGAGCAGCUUCAUGAUGAAGAUGAAGCUCAGUCCUUACAGCUUCAUCACAGUCAAAGUGAGGAGAACAGAGGGGCGGAGCUUGUAAGUCAACACAUCACAGAAGCUGAUGGAGAGCAUUGUGAAGAUAUCAAGUCAGAACCAGACAGCAUCUUUGCUCCACUGUCAGACAUGGACCACAUGAUGUCACACUCUUCUGAUCACAGUGACCACAUCCAAAAACCUUUGGAGAGUAAAAAUGACUCUAAAGGUGAUACGAGACAUCACACUAACAACAAACACAUUGACUGCUCUGAAUGUGGGAAAUCAUUUAGACAGAAGAGUAAUUUUACAGAACACAUGAGAAUGCAUACUGGAGAGAAAACUUUUUCUUGCUCUGUUUGUAAGAAGAGUUUCUCCAGAAAAGGUGGCAUGACCACACACAUGAGAACACACACUGGAGAGAAACCUUUUACUUGCUCUGUUUGUGCUAAAAGAUUCAAAACUAAGAAUUACAUAAUAUUACACAUGAGAACACACACUGGAGAGAAACCGUUUACUUGCUCUGUUUGUAAGAAGAGUUUCUCCACAAAGCCACACAUGACCACACACAUGAGAACAUACACUGCAGAGAAACCUUUUACUUGCUCUGUUUGUGCUAAAAGAUUCAAAACUAAGAAUUACAUGAUAUUACACAUGAGAACACAUACAGGUGAGAAACCUUUUACUUGCUCUGUUUGUAAGAAGAGUUUCUCCACAAAGCCACACAUGACCACACACAUGAGAACACACACUGGAGAGAAACAUUUUGCUUGCUCAGCUUGUGCUAAAAGAUUCUACUCUAAGAAUGACGUGAUAUUACACAUGAGAACACAUACUGGAGAGAAACCUUUUACUUGCUCUGUUUGUAAGAAGAAUUUCUCCAUAAAACGUAACAUGAUCAUACACAAGAGGACACACACUGGAGAGAGACCUUUUGCUUGCUCAGCUUGUGCUAAAAGAUUCUACUCUAAGAAUGACAUGAUAUUACACAUGAGAACACAUACUGGAGAGAAACCUUUUACUUGCUCUGUUUGUAAGAAGAGUUUCUCCAUCAAGCAUCACAUGACCACACACAUGAGAACACACACUGGAGAGAAACCGUUUAGUUGCUCUGCAUGUGUUAAAAGGUUCAGGUUUAUGUAUCAGGCCAGUAGACACAAGUGUGUAAAAGUCAUGGAAGCUGCAGGGAUGUAAAAACACUUUAUACAAGGGGGGAGUACUGAUUUUAUCUCAAGAGAGUGUGGCUUGCUCGGAGUGGCUGAGCGAUUACCUCUCUCACUACAAACUUUUAUCGCUUCUGAGAUAUUGGGCAGUUAAAAGCGACAGCAAUGAAAGAGGAAAGCAAUGAUCUAGCAAUGAUGUCAUUGUCAUGUCUGUGUAAUCAUGUUUUGUUUUAAGUCAUGUUUUGUUUAGUUAUAGGACUCUUUAGUUUCUGUCUUUUCACUCCCUUGUCUUGUUUCCAUGAUUACCCCAUUAGUUUCACCUGUUCCACGUUUGGACUCAUUGUGCACUCUUGAUUGUCACCAUAGCAACCCAUUAGUUUUCACCUGUCACGUCACGCACCUGUUUCACGUCUUGAGUCACGCACCUGUUUUCGUUAAUCAUGUCUGUAGUAUUUAAGUUCAGUGUUUUUCAGUUUGUCUUUCUGACGACCUCCCCACAUUUAUGCUCUGUCCAUUCUUUCCAUGUCCAUUCCUCAAGCAACUAUUUUUGUCCAAGUGAUUGUGCUAAAUGUAGUUUUAAAACACAGCAUGUUUAAUAAGAAUGUAUAUUUGAUGUUGUAUGUAGUGCUUCUCAUCUUCUAGUCUUAUAUGUUGUCCUGUAGUUACUUUUUAAGUUGUGUACAUGUCUUGAAUAUUAUAUAUGUCGCUACUUUUUUUCCUUCUCAUCUUUGAAGAGAGGGCAUCUGAUUAUUUCCAUUGUUUUUUCCACACAUUUUUC